AUGGAUUAUAAGAAAAAGCAAUCAACAGCAAAAGUGGCAAACAAAUCGGACAGGUUGCCAUUGAAAAAAUUGGGAAUGUCUAGUAGUAAUAGUAAUAAUAACAGUAGCAAUGUUCUCAACAACUCUAAUAAAAGGGAAACGAAAAGUUUUCGUAUUGCCUCUCAAGCGAUGUUGGGCGCUGUGAUGAAACUUUUGUCGUCCUCAACAGUAGUUAAUCUAAAGACCGCCGAACUGGUCAAUAACAAUAACUUCAAACCCCAGAACAAUGAUAUUAUCGAACUAUCACAUUCGAUAAAUAAUCUCAGUUUGGAUGAAAAUGCUGACAAAUGUGGAAAAAAGAUCGAAGAAGAUUCAACAACGAUAAAAACGUCAAUGGAAAGAAAUUCAAUGUCUCUCAUUUCUUAUAAGCCUGAUAAACAUACGAUUAAUCAAAUAGAAGCAGCAAACGUUCCAAAGCCAAUCCAGCCGCGGAUGUGGUCAUUAGAUAACUUUGAGAUCGGAAGUCCUCUCGGUAAAGGAAAAUUCGGUCGAGUUUAUCUUGCCAGAGAAAAAAGUAGCGGUUAUAUUAUUGCAUUGAAAAUAUUGUUCAAACAGGAGUUGCACGCUGCCAAAGUUGAAAAACAGCUGCGUCGUGAAGUAGAAAUCCAGUCUCACCUACGCCAUCCGAAUAUUCUGCGCCUCUUUGGCUAUUUUUAUGAUGACCAACGGGUAUAUUUGAUAUUGGAAUAUGCUGCUAAAGGGGAACUCUACAAGAAACUUAAAAGUUGCAAAAGAUUUACUGAAAAGCGUGCAUCUAGAUAUGUCAAUCAAAUGGCCAAUGCGCUAGUUUAUCUACACAAAAAACACGUAAUUCAUCGUGACAUCAAACCUGAGAAUCUGUUGUUAGGGAUGAACGGUGAACUUAAAAUCGCUGAUUUUGGUUGGUCAGUUCACGCACCUAACGCGAGACGCAAAACUCUAUGUGGCACAUUGGAUUAUUUACCUCCGGAAAUGGUUGAAGGACGUGAACAUGAUGCCAGAGUUGAUUUGUGGUCACUCGGCGUUUUGUGCUACGAAUUUCUAGUUGGUAUACCUCCUUUCGAGGAUUUGAGUGGCCAUUCGGCCACCUACAAACGAAUUGCCUUAGUGGACUUAAAAAUACCUGAUCAUAUUUCCCCGGAAGCACAGGAUUUGAUAGUGGCGCUAUUACAAUAUGAUCCAAACAAACGACUCCCUCUUGAACAAGUGGUUAAACAUCCAUGGAUUCUACUAUACAAUCAAAUCGGAUCCAAUGCAUGUGAAGAGUUUGAAUAA
This is a messenger RNA of Ambispora leptoticha, 1293 nucleotides long. Lineage: Eukaryota; Fungi; Glomeromycota; Glomeromycetes; Archaeosporales; Ambisporaceae. The record is from the annotation of a GenBank genome assembly.